AAAUCGCAGUGGCCUGUGCCGUGCGAGCCACGCCCUGCCGUCGCCUCAUCGCGCGGUAACUCGGACAGCUUUCCCUGCAAGCACAAUUCAUACAAGCUGCGAAGUCAAACAUAAGCAACUUCAACUUCUCAGGCUGCAAUCUGGGCUUCAAUACAGUACAGCGCGAUAGCGGACAGACUCGGUCAGGUGCCUUUUGCGCUGCCUCCUUCAGCCUAACACGUCGAUGAGUCUGCCCCAUGACACACGCUAUAUGUCAGAACGUAUCAGAGCCCUCGCGACUGCUGCCAGCCUGGGCCUGGCGUUCGGUGGGGGCCUCUUGCUUCUCGGACUGCGCCACCGUCGCAACCAGGUCCUCAACCUCGUGUGUCGCGAAAACGAGCAGAUGCCUGGCACGACCGCAAGCACUUAUAGUCCGCCUGUGCUGGACGCAAUCCCCUCGGAGGUUGCAUCGACGAAGCCCACAUGCCUGUGCGCGGACAAGGGCCAUCGCGAAGAGCGCCUUCUAGGCGAGAACGGCGUAGAGAACAGCCAGGAAGUGGAGGAGGUGCAGGUGGAGGAGGUGCAGGAGGUGUUCGAGAGUCUCGCCACCUUCCUGGCCCGCCACGGCCUUGAGCGCUGCGAACCUGUGCAAGAGCUUGGACGAGGUGGCUUCGGGCGCGUUCAAUCAGUGAGCAUCCCGAUUCCCGGCGGCGGCGUGAUGCAGGCUGUGCGCAAGGAGAUCUUCCGCCGCACCGACGGCGUGUCACGUACCGAGCUGCUGCGACAGGAGGUGGCGGGCACGCUCUCUGCACGGGGCUGCGCUAGCGCCGUGCAGCUGCUCGGCUGGACGGAGCCGCAGACGGAUGACGACCCGCAUGAGCUGCUGCUCUCCUACGUGCCGGGAGUGCCUUUGUCUACUUACCUGAACGAGGUGCACCGCGCGGACGUGGUCAAGCGCUGCGUCGCCAAGAAGGGCAAGAAGGGCAAGACUCUCACCCCCCGUACCAGUACCAUUCUGACAACGCCACUCCUCAAGCAGCUGGCCAUCUCCGUGCUCACGGCGGUCGACGUCAUGCACGCCAACAACAUGGCACACGGUGAUAUCAAAAGUGACAACGUAUACGUCAACACGGGCGACGCAGAUGGCGUCAUCCACUUUGUCCUUGGGGAUUUCGGGAGUGCGGAGCCUACCGACAGCGAGGGCAUGCUGAUAAGUGGUGCGGUUGGGGGCUCCCGGGCGACAGCGGCACCCGAGCAGCGCGUGCACCUGGCCGGGGGCACGCCGGCGUGUGGGCUGAGCCGCAUGAUUGACAUGGCGUCGGUGGGGGUGCUGCUGGCGGAGGCAGCUCAGUUCCGCCCAAUGCCAACACGGCUGUGGGCGUACUCGCUGUUUGAGGACGACCUGGACGAGUGGGUGCCCGAGGGCUGCCGCGACCUGUGCGCGCAGCUGCUGGCCCCCUCGCCCUCCGACCGCCCCAGCGCCAAGGAGGCGCUGGCGCACUGGUGGCUGAACGAGUAAGACAGCCUGCGGCAGUCUGCAGCUUGGGCCGCAUGCAAGAGAGGGCCAUCGGGGUGGCGGACUCGAUGCAUGUGUAGGCCUGCAUGCUGUUUCUCAAAUGCGUCUGAAUCCAAUGCACGGUUUAAGAGCUUGGCUGGACUUGCAUCUACGGUGUGCUGGUGUGGGAACAGGUACUGGUGGUGAACAUGGGCACUGAGCGAACUGAGAUGAUGGGCGAUGGCCGAUGCGCAUGGGCUAUAAGAGUGUGUUGCGUCAUCACUGCUUUCGAACAUGCGCAGCCCACGUAGGCUGAGAUGCGAUGUAUGAUACAGAGUGUGGGACGGGCGGAAGACGGCUGCUUCAUGAACGCAACUACGGUACUGAGCUUGGUUGGGCUGCGUAGAGGCGUGCGUGUGUCAGGGACAGAGUGACACGGAAAUGGCGACUGGCGCUCGGUACUCCCCUGGACCCUGGACAUUACCGUAUCCGGGGUCAUACAUGAAUCAAAGGCGUGCCUGGCGGAUUGGCAAGUGUAGUGUCCCCGGCCGCGUGUAAGGUUCGGCACUACCCUUCACCCCUUCUCCUCGAUUUGUGGGGACGUGGCAUUCUCACUCCGUGUUACGGCAGCAAGGCAAUGGCAAAGAGGGCAUGCGGGGUCGUGUUUCACGGCUAAGCGGGGCGAGGGGGCGCAUGAACGGGGUAGGCGGAUGGCGGGUGUUGGCGGGUGGCGUGUCACGAGGUUUGCCCGGCCGGGCUCACAGAUGGACGCAUUUUGAUAAUUGCAGACGAUGCCAAUUCCGCAGCGUUUGUGAUAUGUCGGUA
Chlamydomonas reinhardtii is the source of this 2299-nucleotide messenger RNA. RefSeq lists its product as uncharacterized. Lineage: Eukaryota; Viridiplantae; Chlorophyta; Chlorophyceae; Chlamydomonadales; Chlamydomonadaceae. Gene Ontology annotation, biological process: protein phosphorylation. Bases 383 to 1498 code for a protein of 371 amino acids. Gene Ontology annotation, cellular component: cytoplasm. Gene Ontology annotation, molecular function: ATP binding; protein serine/threonine kinase activity. The transcript has 4 exons. The record is from RefSeq and is a predicted model, not a curated record.